AUGGCAGCUGACAGUGCCAGAAGGCGUUCUCGUUCAAAAUCCAAAUCUUCAGAACAACAAAUACCAAUAAUAACUCCAAUCCGAACUGCCCCACAACCCCCAUCAACUACACAAAAUGAAAUAAAAGAUUUCGAAAAGGAAAAUAUUCCUUCUUCUGUUCCCCAUUUAAUUGAAAAUAAAGAUCAGUCUGAAUUAAAUAAUAAUUUAAUUGAAGAAAUAAAAUUGGUAGAGACUAGUGAAAAUGUUGAAUUAGUAGAGGAUAAUGCUCCUCCUCAAUCACCUAGGCUUAAACGUUCACCAGCAAUGAAUUUAACAACUUUCACUAGUGACACUACUUCUGCUACAACUUUCUCUAUGCCCUCCUCUUCUUCUGUUGAAGAUAAAAGGAUUGUGACGGUGGGUGAUUUUUUAAAGUGUGUGUGUGGAUUCUUGUUUUGUGAUUGUCUAAAUAAAAUUAAUAUUUCGUGUAGUAUAUUUUUUAGACUUUUUAAAAUUUUCUUAGAAUUUUCUCAAGACAUUCUACUAUAUUUUUAUUGAAUUAAAUAUUUUCUUUAAGUUUGAACUUUUUAAAUUUUUCUUUUCCUUAUUUCACUUAAUUUUAUAAUAAUAAUGUUUUAAUUAAUGAUUAAAUGUAUUAUAAUCGAGUUGCGAGAUUAAACUUAAUUAAUUUCUAAAAUUAUCAGAAUUAAAAAGUUUUUCUUUCAAUGUUAUUUUUUUAUUUAUCUCUAUAAUUUUUUAUUUUAUAAUUGACUAUUUAAAUUUUAAUUCCCUUAAACUCCAAUUUAUUUUAAAAAUAUAUUAUAUAAUUACUAUUUUUCUAACAUUAUUUUACUCAUUUUUCUAGUAUUUCUUUAUUUAGAGAUUUAUCUUAUUCUAAAAAUAUAUUUUUAACAAAAAUUCUCUCAAUUUAUUUAUACUUUUUUUCAUUUCAACUUCUCCACCCUCACAAAUAUAUUCUUUUCACUCGCCUCACUUCCUUCAUUUACAGAUGCCAACUCUUCACGCCAAUACCGGAAACAUUGCCCCAGGCAAUGAAAGCAGGGUUUUUUAGUUAUUUUCUUUAUGUUAGUCUAGGCCAUUUAUGUCCUUUUUCUGUCUAUAUUUGCAAGCAUUUUAGAGUAUU
Meloidogyne enterolobii is the source of this 1123-nucleotide messenger RNA. The record is from the annotation of a GenBank genome assembly. NCBI's taxonomy places the organism in Eukaryota, Metazoa, Nematoda, Chromadorea, Rhabditida, Meloidogynidae.